AUGGCGCCAAACCCCGCCGCCGUCCUCCACGCGGCGCUCCUCAGAGCUUCCUGUCUGCCCCCCAGCAUCACCUUUAACACCCUCCUCGCGGCCUCCGCGUCCUCCCCGCUCCCGCGCCUCCGCGCCCUCGCCCUCCCGGCACUCGCGCUCGCCCACGCCGCCGGCCGCGUGCCGCUCGACUCCUACGCACUCUGCCCCGUGCUCCGCGCUGCCCCCUCCGCCGCGGAGAUGCUCCACGCGCUCGCGGCCAAGUCCGGCUGGCUCGGCAGCGUCUUCGUGUCCUGCGCGCUCGCCGCGUCCCACGGCGGGUCCGGCCGGUUCCUGGACGCCCGCAGGCUGUUCGAAGAAAGUCCCGCCAAGAACGCCGUCUUCGGGAACGCCGUCCUUGCCGCUUACGUGGGCGCGGCGGAGUGGACGCAGGCGCUGGGGUUCGCGAGGAGGUUCUUGGAGCUACGGCUGCAGGUUAACGGGUGCACGAUGACGUCCAUCAUGCGGGCGUGCGGCGAGGUGGCAAACGCUGAUCUUGGCAUCCAGGCGCACGGGUAUGCGAUCAGAAAGUUGGGAGGCGUAGAGGCGGACGUGUUCUUGGUCGGUGCACUCGUGGACAUGUAUGCCAAGUGUGGGCUUGUCCACCAAGCUGAGCGGGUGUUCGGCCUGGCGCAGCAAGAGAAUGGUGGCAGAGGUGAUGUGGUGCUGUGGACGGCUAUGUUAAAUGCAUAUGGGCGGCACGGACAAUGCAAGGAGGUUAUCCGGAUGUAUGACCUGAUGGUGGCUUCUGGUAUCUAUCCUGAUGAACUGGCAAUGCUAGCGGUGCUCUCAGCAUGCCAUCACGCUGGGGAGGUGGCCAAGGGGCUCAAGUAUUUUGAGUCCAUGCACGAAGAUUACGGGUUGGUGCCCACACCAGAGCACUACGGUUCUGUGGUCAACAUGUUGUGUCGGGCAGGGGACGUGGCCAAGGCAUGGGAAAUUGCCACCAAGAAUGGCUGUUAUAGUGCAAUCGGCGUGUCUACAUGGGGUGCACUGCUCAGUGCUUGCCAGGAUUGUGGAAAUGUUGAGGUUGGGAAAAUGGCAGCUCAGAAGGCAAUCGAAUUGGAGCCUGCCAAUGUGGGCAUUUACAUUGAACUGUCAAAUUUGUAUGCAAGGGCUUGUUUGUGGGAGGAGAUUGACCAGCUACGGGAGGUGUUGAAGGAGAAAAGGUUGGAAAAGGAUGUUGGAUUUACUUGGGUUGAGCAUGGUUCAUGA
Messenger RNA from Panicum hallii, 1242 nucleotides. Its product is annotated as pentatricopeptide repeat-containing protein At3g12770-like. Gene Ontology annotation, biological process: RNA modification. The record is from RefSeq and is a predicted model, not a curated record. The transcript has a single exon. Bases 1 to 1242 code for a protein of 413 amino acids. Gene Ontology annotation, molecular function: RNA binding; protein binding. NCBI's taxonomy places the organism in Eukaryota, Viridiplantae, Streptophyta, Magnoliopsida, Poales, Poaceae.